CAGCGCCCGCCGCUAUCUAAGUGGAGGAACGGCUGUUUCCCGUCCUUUUUCCCUCCUAACGAGUCCUGAGACGGGUAAGGGAUCCAGAAACAUCUUCCCGUGUCACGUCGCUUUUCACAAUCCAACAAAAAUGAUCAUCUACAAGGAUAUCAUCACCGGCGAUGAGCUGUUCACCGAGGUCUAUAAAAUCACGGAGGUCUGCGACGGGAUGCUGUACGAGGUACAGGGAAAGCUCACUUCCAGAUCGGAGGACGUCGACGGUGCGUUAAUCGGUGCCAACGCCUCUGCAGAGGGCGGCGACGAGGGUAGCGAAGCGUCCACGGUCAGUGGAGUCGACAUUGUGCUCAACAGCAAACUGCAGGAGACCUCGGCCUACAACAAGAAGGCCUACCAGAGCUACAUCAAGGGCUAUAUGAAGGCGUAAGUGUCUCUGGCAUC
This is a messenger RNA of Oncorhynchus gorbuscha (pink salmon), 438 nucleotides long. Its product is annotated as translationally-controlled tumor protein homolog. Gene Ontology annotation, cellular component: cytoplasm. Gene Ontology annotation, molecular function: calcium ion binding. NCBI's taxonomy places the organism in Eukaryota, Metazoa, Chordata, Actinopteri, Salmoniformes, Salmonidae. The coding region runs from base 131 to 424 and encodes 97 amino acids. The record is from RefSeq and is a predicted model, not a curated record. The transcript is spliced from 3 exons.